This is a messenger RNA of Saccharomycodes ludwigii, 1104 nucleotides long. RefSeq names its product type II HSP40 co-chaperone SIS1 (gene SIS1). Gene Ontology annotation, biological process: translational initiation. The coding region runs from base 1 to 1104 and encodes 367 amino acids. NCBI's taxonomy places the organism in Eukaryota, Fungi, Ascomycota, Saccharomycetes, Saccharomycodales, Saccharomycodaceae. The record is from RefSeq and is a predicted model, not a curated record. Gene Ontology annotation, molecular function: protein-folding chaperone binding. The transcript has a single exon. Gene Ontology annotation, cellular component: cytosol.
AUGGUUAAAGAAACGAAAUUAUACGAUUUAUUAGGCGUCUCUCCUAGUGCGUCAGAUGCUGAAUUGAAGAAAGGAUAUAGAAAAGCUGCCUUAAAAUACCAUCCCGAUAAACCAACUGGUGAUACCGAAAAGUUUAAAGAAAUUUCAGAAGCUUAUGAAAUUUUAAAUGAUAAACAAAAGAGAGAAAUAUAUGAUACUUAUGGUUUGGAGGCUGCAAGGAAUGGUGGUCCAGCCUUUGGUGGUAUGGGCGGUGCCGGCGGUGCUGGAGGUGCCGGAGGUCGCGGUGGUUUUAGUAGUGGUGGUGCCCAUGCCUUUUCUGAUCAAGAUGCCUUUAAUAUUUUCUCGCAAUUCUUUGGAGGUGGGUCUCCCUUCGGUUUCGCUGGUGGUGAUGAUGGUGGAUUUGGUGGUGCAAGUGGGUUUAGUUCCAGUGGAUUUGGAGGACAAAAACAAAGUAGAUUUGGCGGACAUCAACAGAGUGGCUUUAGCGGCGGGUUUCCUGGUGGUGAUUUCCAUUCUGCCGGUGGUAUGCCUGGCGGGUUUAGCGCCAAUUCUGGUAGAAGUGCUUCUCCAAAGCCGGAAGAAAAGGUUGUUCAAGUCAAUUUACCGGUUAGUUUAGAAGAUUUAUAUCAAGGUAAUAAGAAAUCAUUCAAGAUCACCAGAAAGGGCCCUAACGGCACUUCAGAAAAAAAACAAAUUGAUAUCCAAAUGGCACGUGGUUGGAAGGCUGGUACCAAGAUCACUUAUAAGAAUGAAGGUGACUAUAACCCACAGACAGGAGGAAGACAAACAAUGCAAUUUGUUAUUCAAGAAAAACCACACCAAUAUUUUAAAAGGGAAGGUGAUGAUCUAAUUUACACCAUGCCUUUAUCAUUUAAGGAGUCUUUAUUAGGAUUCACUAAGAGUGUUCCGACUAUUGACGGUAGAACGCUUCCAGUGACUAAAGUUCAACCUGUCCAGCCAACUGAAGUUAGUAGGUAUCCAGGCCAAGGUAUGCCAUUGCAAAAGACACCAACACAAAGAGGUGAUUUGGUGGUGAAGUAUAAGAUCGAUUACCCAAUAUCUUUAACUCCACAGCAAAAAACUGCAAUUUCUGAAAAUUUCUAG